Molecule: messenger RNA, 1202 nt
Organism: Rhizophagus irregularis DAOM 181602=DAOM 197198
Lineage: Eukaryota; Fungi; Glomeromycota; Glomeromycetes; Glomerales; Glomeraceae
Source: RefSeq, a predicted model, not a curated record
AUCUUGAAAAUUUUAAUAAAGAUAAAUGGAUUAAAUCAUUAGAUACAUUAGAUAGUUACAAAACUUGGGAGUGCAUAGAAUUUCGAAAACCAAUGAAUAUUUUUCUAAUUUUAAAUAUUAAAUUACGUAAGAAGAUAUAUGAAAUCCUUGGAAAAAAAAUCCUAUAUUCUGAGAUUAUAGAAAAUAAUUAUCGAUUAGAAUAUGGAGUGCAAAAAAUUAUUGAAUUACCACUACCUGAAAGAGUCCUUAAAACUAUUAAGAAAGAAGAUGCUGAAUGUAGCGUCUUUGCGACUGUUGUUGAUGAUGAUGAAAAGAGAAAUAAUUACUUUGAUUGUCAAAUCUAUUUUCCACGAAAUGAAAGACCACGACUAAUUAUUCAUCGAUGUCAAAGAAAACAUAAACAUCCAAAAUGUAAGUUAAGAAUUGGGUUUAUGAUAAUUGUUAAUGAUAUAGAUUUCAAUUUUAAUAGGGUUAAUGAAAUGCACUUGAAGGUUCGUUACCAAGAUUAUCAUAAGUCGAAUAAUCAAGAGUUAUAUAAUUUUAAAUUUGGGUUUAAUUUAAAUGAAUUAGAUUCUUUCUUGGGGAUUCCAAUAUUAAGAGAAUUAAAUAAUAAAGAUGAAUCUAUUAUUAUUGGACAUUACUUUUCAAAAAAUGAUAAUAAUAUUGAAGCAAAUGUAUUUUCUUACAGUUUGAAAGAGAAUAAAUAUAUUGAAUUACCUAAUUUUAGUUUUCACGUACUCACUAUUAAAAGAAACGAUCCUAAUUGUACAAUUCCUUGUGGGAUAAUUCCUUUUGUCAAAGAAAAACAAUUUAUGAAAUCGAAAAGAUCUAUAGAUUUCAAUAAAUAUACUUUUCCUUCAAACCCAAAAUAUAUUAGCGUAUUCUAUACAAGUAAAAAUUGUGGACCAGUUCUUUUUAAGCAGAAAAAGAAAGAAAUUAAAUUAGAAUACGUUGAAUGUGAAUGCAAAUCUUGUUCUAUUUGUAAGGAUAUUGACAACUCAUAUAAAUCAUCAACAGACGUCAAAUGCGCAUACUUUAUUUUAAAAUAAGGGGGAUAGUGUAGAAUUGAAGAAAAUUUUUUAUAUAAAAUCGUAUAUAAUAUGUACAGUAUAUUCUUAGUUAAUAAAAAAUUUAUUUAUUUUUAUUUAAAAUUAUUAACGUGAACGUAAAUACAACUAAUCGAUAAGUAUAAUGAGUAUCGG